This is a messenger RNA of Lachancea fermentati, 705 nucleotides long. NCBI's taxonomy places the organism in Eukaryota, Fungi, Ascomycota, Saccharomycetes, Saccharomycetales, Saccharomycetaceae. The record is from the annotation of a GenBank genome assembly.
AUGACGUCCCCUAUUGUUCGAGUACACUGGUUAAAUGAAUCAAGAGCGUUCAGAGUUUUGUGGUUAUUGGACCAUUUAAAAAUAGAUUAUGAAAUCGUUCCUUAUAAGAGAGGUGCGGACAAACGGGCACCUGAGUCCUUAAAGAAAGUUCAUCCUUUGGGAAGAUCUCCAGUUCUUGAAAUCGAAGAUAGAGAAACAGGAAAGAAGAAGAUAAUUCCUGAAUCAGGCUUUAUUUUCCAAUACGUAUUACAACAUUUUGACAAGUCAAAGAUCCUGGGAAACGAUGAUCCAGAUAAGGCUGAUCAAAUUCAAUAUUAUCUCUUUUAUUCGGAAGGAUCGUUACAACCUCCUUUGAUGAUUGAAUUCAUCCUAUCUUUGGCCAAGGAAUCACCUGCUCCGUUCCCCGUCUCCUAUCUGGUAGGAAAGGUUGCUGACAAGAUAAGCGAGAAGUAUUCAAAGGGUGAAUUGAAGAAUCAGUUAGAUUUCAUUGAGAAUGAAAUCUCUAAAAACAAUGGUUAUUUAGUAGAUGGAAAGUUGAGCGCAGCUGAUAUUUUACUCUCACUUCCUUUGCAAAUGGCAUUUGCUCGCGGCUUUGCAAAAGCUGAAGAAUACCCAAACAUUCAAGUUUGGUCGAAGAAUAUUAAAGCUGUGGAUUCUUUUGAAUCUGCUAAAGAGAAGGCCGAAGCUCUUGGUGCCAAAUUUUAA